AUGAGAAUGCUGCCACAGUAUGAGAGACUGAUACCUCUAGAGGACAGUUAUGACGAUACUUUCAGUCUGUUGUUUAUCAAAAACUCUGAGUCCUCAAAUAGCGAGAUCCAUGAGGAACUCCUCAAACGUAGGGCUGACACUACAAAUAAGUUUAAAGAGAAGUGGAAACAAAUUCUAGAAAAGUAUUCUGCUAUUGACGAUGAUUUGGAAUCUGACGAACUCGAUUUGCAUACCGGCCGAAUAACAAAAGACAAUGGUCACCUUCGAUCCAUGAAAGAGAGGCAGAUAGAGAUUGGUGGGGUAAUAGUGAAUGAUGAUAUAUGGGCCGAGGAUGACUCUUACGACAAGGCCUAUAACGACUACAGACGUGUUAAAGCGCACCAAGAGAAGCUCAAGAAGCGAUUUGAUACGCACAUCUUGCAACAUAAUAAAGACUCAUCUAUGAAAAGAGAAGAUGUACCCAUUGAUGACUUAGUCUCCUCAAUAUUUAGCCCUUCUAAACGAAAUUCAUCUAAAAAGACUCUCACUCGUAAACAUUCAUCAAGUUUCGAGUCACCUGAAAAUUCCAGCUCGCCUUUUCGAGGUUCUCGUGAGGAAUCCAUUUUUUCUAGCCCGCUGAAGAUCCCUACUUCACCAAAAGAAAACUCCCCCACCAAACGUCGAAAAGACAAAAUACUGAUACAAUGGUACAAUUGUGCCUUUGAAUAUUGUCCCUUUAAAACGGAACUUAGAGCUCAGUAUGGUGAGCAUUUGUUGGCGUAUCACGCAGACGAGCUUUCUUUUAUCGGCUAUCCUGUUGAUGGCGAUGAGAAACAAAUAAAAAAUGUGAUAACAGAGCUCUGCACAAGAAAGCUUGGGCUACAUUAUCCUUUGAACAUUGAGAGUGACGAUGAAUCUCUUACAUCAUCUGAGAAGGCAUGUCCCAUUUUAGGCUGUCGCUUUGAUGCCUCUACUUCGAGCGAACUGUUACGGAGACACAUACGUAACGAACAUCGAAACAAAAUUCCUAGAAGCGGCGUUCCGUCCAAAUGGUGCGCAAAUAGAGAUUCUGAAACUGCUCAUGUCAGAACCCCUUUAAUGGCUAGCAAGAUGAAGGUGCCUGAUGCGCCGAUAUGUGAGAUCGAAGACGAUGCUGAAUCAUCAUCAAAAGGUUACGACUCGCUGGCGAGUUUGAGCAAAGGGGAGCGAAUCGGUGACACUUCAAAAGGUGGCCGUGAUGAGAGCGGGUACGAUUCCAUUGAUGAAUUUUUUAAUGACUAA
Molecule: messenger RNA, 1260 nt
Organism: Candidozyma auris
Lineage: Eukaryota; Fungi; Ascomycota; Pichiomycetes; Serinales; Metschnikowiaceae
Exons: 1
Coding region: 1-1260 (419 amino acids)
Cellular component (GO): nucleus
Molecular function (GO): protein heterodimerization activity; histone binding
Source: RefSeq, a predicted model, not a curated record